Seriola dumerili (greater amberjack) is the source of this 2409-nucleotide messenger RNA. Its product is annotated as serine/threonine-protein kinase N2-like. The transcript has 19 exons. The record is from RefSeq and is a predicted model, not a curated record. Gene Ontology annotation, molecular function: ATP binding; protein serine/threonine kinase activity. Bases 1 to 2373 code for a protein of 790 amino acids. Gene Ontology annotation, biological process: protein phosphorylation. Lineage: Eukaryota; Metazoa; Chordata; Actinopteri; Carangiformes; Carangidae.
AUGUUGUCCACAGCUCAACAGAUGCUGCAGGAUAGCCGCUCCAAGAUCGAGCUGAUCCGACUGCAGAUUAUCAAAGUCACCCAGGCUGGCAGCAGCACCGGCGGCGGUGGUGGCGGUAUUGGCAGUGAUGAUGGUGGCAACCAUAACAGCUCCACUCAUAGAGGGAUCUCUCCGGUCGCCGUCGGUCCCGCGGAGGCUCAUUUCGCAGAGCUGCAGCACUUCAUGCAGAGAGAGACAGAUGCAUCGGUGCUGGCCAAAGAUGUGGUGAAGCAGCUGGAAGGGAUCUCAUCGCUGGACCAGAAGGCACUGGCUGAAGCUCAGUCCCGGGUGCAGGAAUCCUCCCAGAAGCUGGAUCUUCUGCGGCUGGCCCUUGAGAGAUGCCUGAAGGAAAAGAACCAGGAGCCUCUACAGCAGCCUGCAGGGGGGGUCGACCCUUCAGAGGGAACCCCGUCUCCCCAAAACUCUGGACCUGGAUGUCCCCUGUCCACCUCCACGUCCAUCUUCUCUAUCAGACCGGCCUCCUUAACUGGCAAACUUGAAGUCAGGCUUCUUGGAUGUGAGGAUUUACUGAAACCUCAGACAAACCCAGAGCAGGAAAACGUUGCCAGUCCCACUGAGGACGGUUCACCUGCUGCUCCCCGGACGGACGGACCUUCUGCAGAGGUCGGUGCGGCGCUCCGGCUGGACGGCAGACUGGUCGGCCGGACACGGUGGGCAGCCGUCAGCAGACUGAGCUGGGAUCAGACGUUCUGCAUCCAGCUGGAGCGGUCUCGAGAGCUGGAGGUGUGUGUCUUCUGGCGGGACCGGCGGGCGAUGUGUGCCGUCAAGUUCCUGCGCCUGGAGGAGACGAUGGACAACCCUAACCACAACCAGGGGUUCAGCCUGGAGCCUCAGGGCCUCCUCCACGCCCAGCUUCGAUUCAUUGACGCUGUUGUCGAGCGGCAGCCGAGACUGAGACGUCAGCGAUGUAUUUUCACUAAAGAGAGAGGUAAGAACUUCCUCAGAGCCGCCCAGAUGAACAUGAAUUUUGCCACGUGGGGUCACCUGAUGAUGAGCAUCCUCCCUCGCUACAGCUCCUUCACCACGUUCAGCUCGUCCCUCUGUACGACCCCCGACCUGGUGGCCGACAACAGCCCACGUCCCACUGAGAAGGAGCCUCAAAUCACCACUCCACUGCCAGGUGAAGCUCCUGUAAUCAGACUCAGCAUCACUGAGGAUCAGCCGUCCCCCACCAGCAUCAACCAGGGAGGCAACAGCCCCACCAUCAUCACCACAGAACACAAAACCUCAUCUGUACCUGCACUGCAAGAAAAACUGUCGUCCAUAAACAAUACAGAGGGAAGUGAAGAUCAGCCUGUAUCUGCUCUAAAGAUGCACAUGGAGGAUUUCAAGUAUAUUUCAGUUCUGGGCAGAGGACACUUUGGGAAGGUUCUGCUGGCGGAGUUUAAGAAGACGGGGAAACUGUACGCCAUCAAGGCCUUGAAGAAAAGAGACAUCGUGACUCGUGAUGAAGUGGACAGUCUCAUGAGUGAGAAGAGGAUCUUUGAGAUGAUCAACGCGUCCAGACACCCGUUCCUGGUCAACCUCCACGGCUGUUUCCAGACCGGCGACCACGUCUGCUUCGUCAUGGAGUAUUUACCAGGCGGCGACCUCAUGAUCCACAUCCACAACAACGUCUUCACAGAGGCCCAGACCAGGUUUUAUUCAGCGUGCGUCCUGCUGGGUUUAGAGUUCCUGCAUCUGAAUAAAAUCAUCUAUCGAGAUCUGAAGCUGGACAACCUGCUGAUGGAUACAGACGGGUUUGUGAAAAUCACAGACUUUGGACUUUGUAAAGAAGGGAUGGGUCACGGAGACCGGACCUCGACUUUCUGUGGGACUCCCGAGUUUCUGGCCCCUGAGGUCCUGACAGACGACAACUACACCCGAGCGGUGGACUGGUGGGGGAUGGGCGUCCUCAUCUACGAGAUGCUCGUGGGAGAGUCUCCGUUCCCUGGUGAGGAUGAGGAGGAGGUGUUCGACAGCAUCGUCAACGAUGACGUGCAGUAUCCCGCCUCUCUUCCUCCUGACGCCGUCGCCAUCAUCCAGAAGCUGCUGAAGAAGAAUCCUCUGAAGAGGCUCGGAGCCGGAGAGAGAGACGCCAACGAGGUCAAAGGAGAGAAAUUCUUUGAGACCAUCGACUGGGAAGCUCUGCUGGCCAAGAAGGUGACGCCGCCCUUCCUGCCGUCGAUCAGAGAGCCCGUGGAUGUCAGCAACUUCGACAGCGAGUUCACUCGGCUCCAGCCGAUCCUGUCCCCCCCCUGCAAACCCUUCAGCCUCUCCGCGGAGCAGCAGGAGGCCUUCGCCGACUUCGACUUCUGCGCCUUGCAUGGAUGAAAGACGAGCUGAAAAGACCAGGGAGGGAAACGACCA